UGUAGGCGAAACGAACAAACCUACGGAUCGAGAGAUCCGAGUGGGAGGUGAUACGGAAAUCGGUUCCACGGGAGAGAUCUCUACGGUUCGGAGACUGAUCGGUGAUUCGUGACAAGAUCUUUCCGUGUUUUCUGCGUUGUCAGGGUGAUGAUGGAAAAUUUGUCAGUGACAAAAGGAGCUAGAUAUGUCGCUUAUUCUUCGUUAAGAAGACUAAUAGAACGAAGUUAACGAUUUUAACACUAGAACUACCGGCGGAUUUUUUUUGUAUAGAAUGGGCCAUUUUAAACCAGUCAUUUUUACUGGUCUUGGUAGUUCUAGUGUUAAUUCCAGUGAAUGCCUGAUUUCUUUCCUUUGCCCCUUACUCCGAGUGGCGAUUACGGAGUAAAAGGGAAAUCCUAUCCCUAUCAACCUUUCGGACGUAUUUAAUGGAGAUUAUUUAAGUAAAGUUGAAAAUUUAUAUUCCGGAUAUAUGACUCGAGAGAAAUUAAUACGCAAUAUUAAAAAAAAAAAACUGGGAGUAAUGAAAAACCCUUGGAAAUACAAUCCUCUUGACGGAAUACAUAACAUUUUAAUACAGAUAAGCUUUGUUAGAAUUAAAAGGGAUUAAACAACGUAGAAGUAUAAUCUUUAGGGAAUUCAACAUAGAUUAAAGUGCACUGUGUGGAUAGACUAGAAUUGAAAUUUAUGGAGUAUUCGUUUCUCUUGUGUAAAUAUCGCUUGUGGGGGAAAAUCGUCACUUCUACGUUGAAAUUUUGACAUUUUUAAUCCUAUCUUAUUCAAACGUCCUAGGUAGACCCUUGAUGAAACCCGUAAUAUAGAAUCGAUCUAUUAUGUAAGAAACUUCCAUCAUUGAACUGAAAUUAUCAGUCAAAAGUUCCUGAAAAAAAUAUUUUAUCAAUGCAUCGCCUCUUAGGAUAUUAUUUAUAUUUAAUUAAUUAAUCGAAUUGGUCAAAUGUAGAAAUUCCAUUGUUUGGUUUUUCUAGAAUUUUCUAGAAUUCAAUAGAAUGUGUGUAUUAGAUCAUUUGAUUGAAUAUAUUGUGAUAUGCUUAUUUGAUAAUGCAAAUCGAUUUCAAGUUCGACAUUGGUUUCAAUCAAAGAAAACAAAUUCAAUCACGAAAUUUUUUUGUUUUUACAUCAUUCUCGUUAUCGGGUGAUCUAAUAGAAAAUUGAUAGCGACAGGAAAAGCCUUGGUACCUUGUAAUCGGUUGAGAAUGGCCUGCAAUACAUGAUUAAUUUGAAAAAUGGGACAUUAAUAUCUUUAAAUAAGAGAAACAUCGAUCAUUUAAAAAUGUCAAAAAACAUAUUUCAAUGAAGAAUCGUUAUUCAAUAAAUUAUUGAUGUUUCAUUGAUUAGAUCAGCCUGAUUCGAGAAUUCGUGGGUUGAUCCAUCUAGGAUGACCUGGUAUAAAAUGUAUUUAUUUAAUAGUUUAAGUCAGCCUGAUUACGGGAUUCCAUUGUUGAUCCAUGAUAAGCUCUUUCAAUGCUUCCGUAUUAUCGGGUCGACUUAAGUAGAAAAUUAUUGAUCACAAGAACUGACACGAUAUCUUGCUUGUAAUACGUUGGAACUGAUCUACAACUUGUAAUUGCCUUGUGGAAUAUAAACUGAAGGUUAUCAAGUAAAAAAGACCAUAUGGAAAUAACUGCAAAAUUAUCUAAGCGCGGAGUCAUGCGUUGGAAAUUUACAUUUAACAGAUUAUGUUCAAGCCAAUUGUCUUAUUUAUUAUAACAUGAAAUUAUAUUAUGUUUAAAAAUUAUAUUUCGGGAUAAAAGUCGGAGUUAAUUGAUUGGAAAUAAAUGAGUCGUCAAAAAUAGUAACAUGUUUUUUAGAUAAGAAUUAGAGUUUAAUUUUCUUCGUAUGGUCAUUGCAUGAACCAACGGGUUUUUAACUGCAGGUAUUACUACUUUUAUCUUUCAUUAUAAAACCUAUAGAUUUUUACAUUUAAUAUCAAACGCUUACUUGUACCACAACUCUUAAUUGAAACAAAUGAUCCAUAUCAUAAUGAUUGAUAUUCACUGUAGUCACGAUUCUUCGAAACGCAUUUUCUUCGAAAAAUGUCCCGUCACGCGUAAUUAUAGUACGUUUCUGAUAUAGAUAUGACUAAUAUAAUUCCUCAAGAUCAAACAUUUCACUGAUAAUAAAGUUCCAGCAUUUUUUUAACGUACCAUUAACGAUUUAUCACGAUGAACUAGAGGAUCAACUAUAAAUGCUCUUUCACGACCAGUGGCAUUAUGUCUUCUUAUGCUACUUCAUGAUUAAAAUCCAUGAUUUCUUGAAUGAAUAACCCCUCGAUUUUAGUCCACUCAUACACCGCUCGAAGAUGAGCAUCGUUAGAUCAGUGAAAAUCUUAGAUCCUGGGUCCCAAUUCUGGGACCACUUUCUGUGGAACCAACCAUUGGCGUUAUGUCUCCUUAUCCUACUUCAUGAUUAAAAUUCACGAUUUCUUGAAUGAAUAACCUCUCGGUUUUGUUCCACUCGUAUGACGCUCGAAGAUGAACAUCAUUAGAUCAGCGAAACUCUGAGAUCCUGGGUCCCAAUUCUGGGACCACUUUUUGUAGAACCAACCAUUGCCGUUAUGUAUCCUUAUGCUAUUUCAUGAUUAAAAUCCAUGAUGUCUUGAAUAAAUAACCCCUCAGUUUUGCUCCAUUCGUCCGACGCUCGAAGAUGAACAUCGUUAGAUCAACGAAACUCUGAGAUCCUGGAUCCCAAUUCUGGGGCCAUUUUCUGUGGAACCGACCAAUUGCGUUAUGUCUCCUCAUCCUAUUUCAUGAUUAAAAUCCAUGAUUUCUUGAAUGAAAAACGACCCUAGAAGAUGUACGAAAUUUCGCAAGAUGGUUCGAUCUCGCUCGGAUCCUAGAUCUCCCUCUCCCUCCUCCUGUCGAUAGGUCGCUCGACGUAACGACUCGUGAUAACAACUCGUGGCAAUAAUUGGAGCACCUGUCGUAACAGAGCACGUGAGUCACGCGCACCUGCGCGAUGCCGCUCUUCAGGCCGAAAUCCUCGCCGAAGAGUUCGGCGGAGAAAGCAGGCGCCGGUAACGGGCCCCACUACGAGGUCCACGACGGGGUCCCCGGGACCGGGACCGGGACCGGGACAGGAAACGGGACGAAGAGGCAGCAUUCCCAGGAACGGACCGCCCUGAGUGGCCCCGCGAAGCCCCAGCUGGUCUUCCGCUGCCAACUGGCCCACGGGAGUCCCACUGGCCUCAUAUCCGGGUUCGCCAAUGUCAGGGAACUCUACCAGGAGAUUGCCGAGUGCUACGUCAUGGCGCCAGAGGAUAUCCUCUUCUGCACGCUGAACACGCACAAAGUCGACAUGGCCGAGUUACUGGGUGGUCAAAUAGGCUUGGACGAUUUAAUCUUCGCGCACGUGAAAGGAAGACCGAAAGAGGUGGAACUGGUCAAAACGGAUGACGCACUUGGACUUACAAUCACCGACAAUGGUGCUGGUUAUUCGUUCAUCAAACGAAUCAAGGAAGGCUCGGUGAUCGAUAAGGUUAAAGUAAUCGAAGUAGGAGACCACAUCGAGAAAAUUAAUUCCGAGUAUCUGGUCGGAAGGAGGCACUUCGAAGUAGCGAGGAUGCUAAAGCAGAUUCCCAAGGGCUGUAAAUUUACUCUGAGACUAGUCGAGCCCUUGAAAAAUGGAUUUGCCAGUAUCGGACCUAGAAGUGACAUUAGGAAAGGGAAGAAGCAGGCUUACGGGUCUGGAAAAGAGACACUGAGGUUUAAGGCUGACGGUAGCGCUCAAAUUGAAAAAGUGAUCGAUGAUGCAGCUAGUGUGGGAAUAGACAAGAUUAACGCCAUUCUGGAGAACUUCAUGGGCAUAAAUGACAAUGAAUUAGCCACUCAAAUUUGGGAGUUAGCGGAAGGAAAGAGCAACAGUAUGGAUUUCGCAGAAGCAAUCGAUAAUUCGGAUUUGGAGGCGUUUGGAUUCACUGACGAUUUUGUCAUCGAACUUUGGGGUGCUGUCACGGACGCCAGAGCUGGUCGCCUUCAAUGAAAUCUAUUAACGAUCUGUAAUAAUCGAUUGUAUAGGUCUCGUGUUGAAGGACUUUGAAAUCGACAUUUUGCCGAAUUCUCCGUUGAGAUUAAUUUUUAAGUACGGACACAAAAUGUUAUUUCUUGACCAAUCCCGAUCAAACGAAACCACCUGGUAAAAUGUCUAUUUCGAGCUUCAAUAGAAUAAAACGAAACAAUUGACAUUCAGAAGUGCCUAAAUAUAGAUUUAAAAAAAUACAUAAUUAAAGCUGCGUCGUUCAAUAUAGAACAAACUUUGCAUUAUGUCAUUAUAAUUAUUCUAGGGCAAUAGAGAAAGAAUGCAAUAAGCUGACACUCAUUAACCUUGAAAAUGCUUCGUGUAAUUACACAUAGAUCGUAUGCACGAUACGUCAUUCGGCUUAAGUGAACUGCAAGUUGUACAAAUGUCACCGAAUGGAUUGCAAUGAAUAGGUCAUUCGGUCAUACCAGAAUUUUAAGAUAUACAUUAUUUUUAAACGUCAUACGGUCAGCACGGCGUAACCAGUAUUUAAUGUAAAAUGUACUAGUAGCGGUUAUGUAUGUACAAGAUUAUACUAUAGUAAUAUAUAUACAUACAACAUGAUUACGAUAAUUCCAGUAGGAUCAAAGGGGACGUGUAAAAAAUAUUUAAGAAAUAAAAAGCCAAGUUUUCUACCAAA
Messenger RNA from Orussus abietinus, 4672 nucleotides. RefSeq names its product PDZ domain-containing protein GIPC3 (gene kermit). The transcript is spliced from 5 exons. Lineage: Eukaryota; Metazoa; Arthropoda; Insecta; Hymenoptera; Orussidae. Gene Ontology annotation, molecular function: protein binding. Bases 2974 to 3996 code for a protein of 340 amino acids. The record is from RefSeq and is a predicted model, not a curated record.